UACCAGCUGCCCAUGGGCUGGGGGGGGCAGCAGGGACGGGACCCGAGCCCCGGACUUGUGCCCACUGGGUGCCCUUGGGGCGCAGCUCCGCCUUGCCACAGGGAGGCCCCCGCACACUCCAGCCCGGGGCAGGAGCCGGGGUAGCUGAGCGCAGGGAGCCGGGGGGCGGCCGGCAGGUGCCACCAUGGCGCGCCAGCUGAACAUGGACGCGCUGCAGCAGGACUUCUGGAAGGAGGAGUAUCUCAAGGAGCUGAUGCUCCGCUUCCGCUGGCACCAGCGCUACGGGGCAGCCGUCAAGGCCAGGCAGGAGCAGCUGCGCCAGCGGCGGCAGGCCACCAAGGAGCCGCUCAAGCUGCCCGCCCUCCCGUCUCCGGCGCCCGUGCCCCCGGCCGAGCAGCCGCCCGAGGAGCCCGCCGGGGGCAUCCAGGAGGGGGAGAUGAAGCCCGUGGCGCCGGAGGUGCGGCAGCUGCUGUACCAGGGCAUCUCCCAGGACGGCGAGGGCCGGCGGCGCUACCUGACCCGCCGCACGGCCUGCGCCCCCGAGGAGAAGUACUACACCCCCGUCACCACCAACUUCCUCUACGGCUGGCAGAUGGGGAAAGUCACCAAAGUCUACGUGCCCCCGUCACCCAAGUGCCGCAUCGAGAGCUUCUUCCGCAAGAACGGGGCCUUCUCGCUGCUGGACCCGCGCGACGUGGCCAUGUGAGAGCCGGGCCCCCCCGCCACGGGGCUCUGGGCCUGGGGCCAGGCCAGUCCGCCCCACCCCUGGACCACGCUGGCUGCUUGGGGCGCUGGGCUCUCCUAACACGACUGCCUGGUGCU
Molecule: messenger RNA, 822 nt
Organism: Mauremys mutica (yellowpond turtle)
Lineage: Eukaryota; Metazoa; Chordata; Testudines; Geoemydidae
Gene: SPMIP1
Product: ATP6V1F neighbor
Exons: 2
Coding region: 185-706 (173 amino acids)
Source: RefSeq, a predicted model, not a curated record